Penicillium antarcticum is the source of this 987-nucleotide messenger RNA. Its product is annotated as Kelch repeat protein. Gene Ontology annotation, molecular function: protein binding. The record is from RefSeq and is a predicted model, not a curated record. Bases 1 to 987 code for a protein of 328 amino acids. The transcript has 2 exons. NCBI's taxonomy places the organism in Eukaryota, Fungi, Ascomycota, Eurotiomycetes, Eurotiales, Aspergillaceae.
AUGCCCAUCGUCGCCAAAUGCCACAAGCUUUUGGAGAAUGAAAUCCUCCGUCGCUCCUCCCAAAUUGUUUCAGUUGUUGGUGAUCAAGUACACAUCUUUGGUGGCGAGCUGCGACCGCGGGAGCCUCGAGACAAUGAUGUCCACGCUGUGUCAUUAGGCAGCAAUGCCAUUAGUUCCAAACCUACAACAUCUCAGUCACCCUCCCCACGUGUUGGGACUGCAGCUUGUACACAAAACGGCAAGAUCUAUAUAUUCUCCGGCCGAGGCGGUAUCGCAAUGGCACCCAUUGAAGAGCAGGGCGCAAUCUGGGAAUUUGACCCUGCUACAGGAAACUGGUCGUGCAUUUCGCCAUCAGACCCCAGUGUGGCCCCAACCGCUCGCAGCUAUCACUGCAUGGCUAGUGACGGAAAAGGCACACUCUACCUUCAUGCUGGAUGCCCUGAAAAAGGAAGAUUGUCAGACCUAUGGGCUUUUAGUCUCUCCAGGAGAAAAUGGACAGAACUUGCCCCGGCAUUUGAUCCCCCACGUGGAGGUACUUCGAUUGCCUUUGCAGAGGGCAAGUUGUACCGGAUGAAUGGGUUUGAUGGGAAUACUGAACAGGGAGGAAACUUGGAUAUUUACUCCCCUGAAACGAACUCUUGGGCAUCGCACGUUUAUUCCCCUGAUGGAAAGGCAGGCCCAUCACCGCGAAGUGUAAGCUGUCUACUGUCAGUUCGUUUGGGAGGUCGGUCAUUCUUGGUCACCAUGUUCGGUGAGCAUGACCCUAGUUCAUUGGGCCAUCAGGGAGCGGGGAAGAUGUUAAGCGACAUGUGGGCAUUUGAUAUAGAGAGCAAGAUGUGGGAGGAGAUUGUUGGUGGAGAUCAACUUCCUCUCGCACGGGGCUGGUUUGAUGCCGAUAUUGUCGGUGCAAAUACUGUUGUGGUCCAUGGUGGGCUAGGAGAAUCGAACGAUCGGUUGGGAGAUGUGUGGACUAUCGAACUUUCUUGA